AUGAAGUGGGGAGAUGUGCAAUUGGUUAUAUCAAAUUAUCUUGAGCAGAAAACAGAUUGUGGUGACAUGUACUUCGAGUACGAAGUGAAUGCAAAUGAUCAAUUGUCUCGUGUAUUCUGGGCGGAUGGUAUGGCAAGGAAAAACUAUGGUGCGUUUGGUGACGUGGUAUCCUUUGAUGCAACAUACAAAACAAAUAGGUACCACCUUGUGUUUGUUCCAUUCACAGGAGUAGACAACCACAAACGAUGUGUGACGUUCGCAGCGGCCCUGAUUGAUAAGGAGGAUGUGGAGUCGUACAGUUGGGUAUUAAACCACUUCAAGAAUGCAAUGGGGACUGCUCCACCUAUAGUAAUAACCGAUCAAGACCCAGCUAUGAAGAUUGCAAUUGCAGAUGUGUUUCGCGGUAGUCGUCACCGUUACUGUAUGUGGCACAUUAUGACUAAGGUUGGCGAGAAAGUGGGUGCUGAGAUGUCAAAGAAUAAUGAGUUCCGGAGGGCAUUGAAUAGUGUUGUGUGGAACGAGAAAGCAACGAGAACAGAAUUCGAGAUCGGGUGGAAAUCCGUAAUCGGGAAAUACAACCUACAUGAAAAUCGAUGGCUAACGCGUAUGUACGAGGAGCGUGCGUCAUGGGUGCCUGCAUUUUGCGAUGAUAUGUUCAUGGGAGGGCUGCUACAUACCACUUCCCGUUCAGAGGCGGAGAAUAGGAUUUUCCAGGGUAACAUGAAUAAGCACCUAUGCCUGGUAGAGUUUUUCACCCGUUUCGAGCGUGCGGUAAGAAAACAACGAAAGAACAACCUAGAAUUGACAGCAAGUACCAUCGGACAGACCCUAGUAUUUGAGACAAAACUACGAAUAGAGCGAGCAGCCGCCAGAGUGUACACUUUGACUAUUUUUUAUGAGGUCCAAAAGGAAAUAAGUGCAGGAUGUUUUAAAUGUCGAGUUCGAUCAUACACAGAGGCAGACGGGUUGAAGACAUAUAUGGUUGAGGAUGAAAAUGAGCAACGAUACACAGUCACAAUGCAAGAUGGAAGCAACAUAGCAUGCACAUGCAGAAUGUACGCAAGAGUAGGUCUCCUUUGUAGCCAUGUUUUUGUCGUACUGAAAGAUGAACGUAUCGAUGACAUCCCCCCACAACAUAUUACACCGCGAUGGACGCGAGACGCCGUGAAGCACUCCACCACUGAUACAGACGGAGAUAAAUAG
This is a messenger RNA of Ipomoea nil (Japanese morning glory), 1203 nucleotides long. Its product is annotated as protein FAR1-RELATED SEQUENCE 5-like. Gene Ontology annotation, biological process: regulation of DNA-templated transcription. The transcript has 2 exons. Gene Ontology annotation, molecular function: zinc ion binding. Bases 1 to 1203 code for a protein of 400 amino acids. The record is from RefSeq and is a predicted model, not a curated record. Lineage: Eukaryota; Viridiplantae; Streptophyta; Magnoliopsida; Solanales; Convolvulaceae.